CCAAAAAAAAUCGAAAUUACCUUCAUUUCCCGGCAUAAAUCAUAAAGAAGAAGUUAGUCUCCUAGAAACUAAACUCAUGGCCAGUAAUCGCGAAUGGCAAAAAGGUUUUAUAGCUGCUAUCCAAGAAGGUGAUUUGAAUAGUGUCCAAGAAGCAUGUCAGGGAGAUGUUACAGGAGCAUUGAAUACGCUUGGAUUCCGUGCAUUGCAUUUUUUGGCGGAGGGGAAAAAAUUUAGUCCAGAGGUAUUUGAGUGGCUUUGCGACAAGGGCUGUGAUAUCAAUGCAAGCACUAAAAAGGGUAAAACAUCCUUGCAUUUAGCAGCAGAGUCUGGGAAUACAGAAAUGGUGAUGCAAUUAUUGCAAAAAUGUGCUGAUGUGAAUAAAACUGAUGAGUAUGGUAACAAUGCCUUGCAUUUUGCUGCAAAGAGUGGUGAAGCAAAAGUUCUAUGCGAACUCUUAAUCAAAUGUCAUCAUCAAGUCAAUACAACAAAUGAGGAUAGUGAAACACCUAUGUUUUGGGCUGUCAAGUCCCUGAAUAAAGAAAGUGUCAGGAUAUUAAGAAGUUAUGAUGCAAAUGCAGAUAAAAAAUCUCUGUUGAAAGCAAAAACUGAAAACAGGCAGGAUAUCACGGAGAUCCUUAAGUCCCCACCACCCCCUCGGCAGACAAUUCAGUCUCUGUUGAAAGCAAAAACUGAAAACAGGCAGGAUAUCACGGAGAUCCUUGAGUCCCCACCACCUCCUCAGCAGACAAUUCAGAAUCCAGUUUAUCAAGGACCUGUGGCCAUUGACCCAGCAAUAGCCCCUGGUACAGUCAUCUACAUUACUGUGACGGGCAAUGCUACAGCAGCUAUCGGAGCUAACGCCAGUGUCAGCAUGUCAUCGUCUGAAGAUAGAACAAGCAGAGAUGAGAAAGACACUGCAGCUGUCGAUGACACUGUUUCUCGUCGACCUUUACCCUCAGCACCGCCAGAACCUAGGUCACGGCAAGUCCAAGAGUAACCCACUGGCAUGCCUGCGCUGGAAGGUCCUCCUUCGAACACCCAUUGGCUGAGAACCUAUUUAAACGAAACUAGAUCUUGCACGCAGGGUUGACUGGGAUACCUGAGAUCUUGCCCUCAAUGUGCUAUCACAUCAGGGUUAAAUUUAUUUUAACACCCAAAGUGAGUCCUAUUGUAUUAACAAUGUAAUUUUAUUGAAAUGUAAGUAACAAGUAAACAACAACAUUUAUUUAUUUAGAAUAUCCAAAUGGCUGGUUACUAAUGUUUUGUUGGUUGAUCUUUAUAAGUACAGGGGAGUAUUUCUAGAGUGCCUUUUUACUAGAGAUUUUAUAAUAAUUUCUGUCAAACCCCCAGAAAUAAGGUAGAGACAUCCCUUUUUGGGAACUUAUGCACUAGUCAUUUGAAACCCCCCACCCCCAUGGGGUUAACGUGGGGGUUUAGAACACUUUUGAACAAGAAGCUGUCCCGAGGGGGUGGGGCAAUUGACAGUUUUUUAAUUUGUCCCCACCCUGGGGGUUUGGGAAAAGUGAAUAGUGUCACAAAUGUCAUGUAAGUUUCUGGCUUGAACUUUUUUAUCUUUUGUAGCAAGCAAUUCCAUGUAUCAGCGUGUGGCCAGCUGCACGGCGAAAUGUGCAAAAACGCUUAUGAAUGAUAACUAAUGCGAGAUGAACAUGAUUUAUUUUUUCCAUCUUUUAGGUAACUGUUAUUUUCAUAGUUAUUGGUACAAAUGUACUCGCUGAAGUGUACUGGCUUUGAAAGAUAAAGGCUUAUUUUAGAUGACUUGUUGUCGGAUAGUUGCCCAUAGCAUCCUGAGGGGUAGGGGCAUUUGACUCGAGGGGUGGGGGCUUUUCUCUGUUUUGUACAGGGUCGAAGUCUAAUCCCCCCACCCUUCCAAAGGACCGUGGGGGUUUCAAUGACAAAGAUUAUAUUAUGUAAAACCAUAUAAGCAUAAAUCAAACAGAAAGGACGAAAUUAUUAUUUUUGAAGUUCCUUUUUGAGAGAAGCAACCAUCAUUUUCCUGGUUCUAAAAGAAGUGUUUAGGCUGCACAGAUAAAAUAUGGAGAUGUGACUUAGAGUAAUCAAUCCAAAUAACCAGUUAUUCGUGUUGGCAGAGUCGUGUUCUAUUUCUUUGUGAACCUGACUCACAGAGUAAUGUCAGUCUUAUUGGGAUCAAGACAUACUUCGGUUGAGUCACUUAUUGAACUUCGUACAGCGUACAGGAGUUCUGGAAUCUUGUCGAAUUGUGGUUCGAAUUUCAUACGGCGAUUUGCUGUUUUCCGAAGUUGCCAGUGAAGUUUGCUUAAAUAAAUCAGUUGAUAGAUAUAUAAGUUGCCUUCACGCUCAAAUUUGGCAAUCUGUCGGCCAAAUUAGAUUCGGUAAAUACUCUAGUGUCGGUCUACCUGUGGAAAUGGGCCAGCCUCCGCCAGGGUCUUCGUCAGCUAGACGCCAUAUUGAAAAUUACCCAGAAGACCCUGGGGACGACGUUGUUGCAUUUUAUGACUGGGCUACCACAGGUAUCCCAGUAACUAAACGUUUUUCGGGGUGCCAGUGAAGGUCUCUCGAUUGGGCUUGCCGUCAUAAGAGAGCAUACAAAAGGGAUGCGGUACGAUACCCCACUUUAUCUUAAAAUUUACUUGUGUAAAGUAGCUAUUGUAACAGCGAUCAAGUAAACCCGGUCCUGUCCCCACAUCUCGUCUCUGUCGUUGUUACAGAAAGCUCAAUAAUAUACAUUUGUACCACAUUGCAAUGAACAAAUAAGAAACAUAAAAGUUACAUAAUAUUUUAUCAGUGAACCUUGAUAGAGACAAAGUUCGGACCCUUUAAUUAGGCCUCUUUUAGGCAAGCUAAAAUUUUUAUAGAAAACGUAUGAUACUUUUUCGCAUUUAUUUUGCCCCAGAAACUGUCCUUAAAAACGAGAUGUCCUUAUUGAACAGGUUUCUUUAAAGAGGUUUUACUGUGUAGUAUUCCAUUUUUUGCACGAUGAAACGCUUUUUCUGCUCUUGGGCGGAGUUUACUACAUGCGAUUUUCCAGGAGAGAUAUGCUUGUUUGGCAUAUUAAACCAUAAAAGCAGAUUUUGGCAGACGCUUUAUUACGUAGUCUUCUUUACAGCCGCUCGUAGUGGGAACUUUGGGUGACUCCGACACGAGCGGCUACGAAGACUAUUUAUUACGCGCAUCGGAGAUUAAAGAAGGCAUAUUACAACCAAA
Nematostella vectensis (starlet sea anemone) is the source of this 3204-nucleotide messenger RNA. Its product is annotated as ankyrin-1. The coding region runs from base 77 to 997 and encodes 306 amino acids. Lineage: Eukaryota; Metazoa; Cnidaria; Anthozoa; Actiniaria; Edwardsiidae. The record is from RefSeq and is a predicted model, not a curated record. The transcript has 12 exons. Gene Ontology annotation, molecular function: protein binding.